AUGGCUGAGACAUAUCACUUCGAGGUGGCCAGCCUCUUCAACAUGAAGGACUUCAUCGCAGUUGUGACAGGAGGCGGGAGUGGAAUUGGUUUGAUGGCCAGUCAGGCCCUUGCAGCAAACGGAGCCAAGGUCUACAUUACCGGCCGAAGCAUGGAGAAGCUGGAGACGGCAGCCAAAGAGCACAACCCCAACUUCAGCAAGUCCGGUGGCCAGAUCAUCCCCAUAGGGCCCUGUGACGUGACCAAGAAGGAGGACUUGGAGAAACUCGUGGUCGACCUGAACAAGAAGGAGAAGUACAUCAACCUUCUCAUGUGCAACGCCGGCGUGUCUGGCCCCAAGGCACCGCCCGAGGAAGAGGACGCCGACGACCUGAAGGCCAAGCUCUGGAACAACGAGAGCGUGGAGGACUGGCAGCAGACUCAGCUUGUUGACGUCACGAGCGUGUAUUUCACCACCGUUGCCUUCCUCCCUCUGCUCCAGGCUGCCAUCGAGCCCAAGGGCCCCAUGGAGCGCUUCGGGGCAUCCGUCAUCACCACCUCAUCCAUGUCAGGCAUGAUGCGCCAUGCUCAGGGCCACUUCGCCUACAACACUGCCAAGGGCGGUACGGUGCAUCUGACCAAGCUGAUGUCGUCCGAGUUCCAGAAGGUUGGAAUCAGGGUCAACUCCAUCGCCCCCGGAUAUUUCCCCUCGGAGAUGACGGCUAAGGAGAGCGAUAACAGACAGAAGAGUCGUGUCCCCAAAGAGAAAAUUCAAGAGAAGGGCCAUGUACCGCUCCAGAGAGCCGGCCGCGAAGAGGAGAUGGGUAUGACUGUUCUGUACUUGGCAAAGAACAUGUACGUCAACGGACAGAUUAUCGCCGUCGAUGGCGGUGUACUCAACGUGCUUGCUAGCUAA
Truncatella angustata is the source of this 894-nucleotide messenger RNA. RefSeq lists its product as uncharacterized. The coding region runs from base 1 to 894 and encodes 297 amino acids. NCBI's taxonomy places the organism in Eukaryota, Fungi, Ascomycota, Sordariomycetes, Amphisphaeriales, Sporocadaceae. The record is from RefSeq and is a predicted model, not a curated record. The transcript has a single exon.